AUGUCGCCGAACACCCAUCAGCCAAAUCAGACGCCGAAAAACACGCGCAAACGAGUAAACGAGUUUGAGAAUUCGUCGGACCAUUCCGUCGCCGUGAGCUCGAAACGGACCAACAACAACAAUGUCGGAGAGAUCGACACCGAUUAUCGCGAUGAGAAGCGAAUCAAUGUUCGGAAGGAUGACGUGAAGCCCGAAUGCAAGCAGAAAUGGAACGAUGAUGACAUCGUCAAUCUAGAUUCCGAUUCCGACGAUGAAAUUAAAUGUAUUGUUGAUAAAAAUCGUAAGAAUCGCAAAAGAAUGGCGCCGAUGAAAGCAAAUCGCGACAAAUUGAGUGUCGGACCACCUCGUCUAUCCGACGACGAACGCGCUCGAAUGGUGGAAUUCGCGGUUGCGGCGAACUUCAAUGCGGACGACACGCCGAAAUAUUUUCGACUUUCGCCGAGAGGAACCGAAUUGUGGGAGUUGUUCCUCCAGAAGGAGAAGUGGAUUCACACGCCGAUUCAGCUCGUCGAGCAAUUUAAACUGAUCAUGGCGCUGAUUCGCCGAAUUCCCGUCGCUGACGAAAUCAAGAAAAAAGCCAAAGCUCUAAUGUCGAAUUAG
This is a messenger RNA of Caenorhabditis bovis, 600 nucleotides long. NCBI's taxonomy places the organism in Eukaryota, Metazoa, Nematoda, Chromadorea, Rhabditida, Rhabditidae. The record is from the annotation of a GenBank genome assembly.